Messenger RNA from Malania oleifera, 1531 nucleotides. RefSeq lists its product as uncharacterized. Lineage: Eukaryota; Viridiplantae; Streptophyta; Magnoliopsida; Santalales; Ximeniaceae. The record is from RefSeq and is a predicted model, not a curated record. The transcript is spliced from 3 exons. The coding region runs from base 235 to 1218 and encodes 327 amino acids.
AAUACAUACCGAACAAAACUACAAAAGCAAUUAAGCGAGGGCUUUUUGUGCAAGCCAACGCUCCAAUGCGCUUCAAAACAUAAAACCUUGGGAGUUUCCCUGCUGUGGCCACUGCAAAAUUUCUAAGUUUUCUGGGAAGCCAAUCAUCUUUCCAUCUGGGUUCCUAUCUAUCUCGGAUUUCUCCCCGCAGAAGCUCAAUUUUCAGUUUUUGCAGUUUCUUGAUUUCUGGGCGUGAUGAUGGGGGGUUGGAGGCGGCCGAAGGACGAAUAUAAUCACCUAGAAGUUCAGAAGACAAGAUCAAAUUCCAGAAAACCGCCUCUGAGUCAUUGGCAGGCCACCGUGCCUUCAUGGGAGAAAAAAUUUUGUUAUUCUGUCGGUGCAGUUCCAUGGCGUAAAGUCCUAGAAACCAAAAAGCUUAUGUACCUAUAUGAAAAUGUAGUUAAGUGGAAUGACUCUGCAGGUGAAGAAGCUUUCCACAAUGCCAAAAAUAGAUUUUGGGCAGAGAUGAAUGGCCUUUCGUGUGACAUAUCUUUGCCAGAUCCAGAUAUCUAUAUUGAUGUUAUUGAUUGGAACUGUGACAUUGAUCCGGAGCUGUUACUAGACCUAGAACGGGAACCUGCAAUUCCUGUCAAGGGGGAUAAUGACGAAGAUGUUGUGAUUCUAGGUCAUCCUCUUCUCUUGAAUCAUUCUUUCUCGUGCACUGGAUGGGGUGAUGCUGAAGAUGAUUUGAGAAAAGUCACAAACUCUUCUGGUAAUGAAAUUGGGGAUUGUCAAGCCAAUGCAUGUGAUGAUGAAAAUCCUUGGGAAAGUGGUUUUGCUCAAAGGAACGAAGCUGAAAAUGGAUGGGGAAACUGUUGGAAUAAUUCAAUGGGCUUGAACACAUGGGAGAACAAUCUUCAUGCAUCUGAGAAUUUUGAGGUUAGAAGAGAUGAUGGAGAUUGGAAUAUGUGGAAUGGUAAUGGCAGGAAAACAGAAGGCACUGGUUGGUACAGGUCUAGAUAUAAAACACUGAAGUCUUUUGGUGAUGAAAAUCAGGCAGAUUGUGGGGAAAAGAAUGGAAGAUGGAGGAAGAGGGUCAACUUUGCUUAUGAAAGGCCAUCCAUGGAAAGAAAGCCUGGUUCAAGACAGGGAAACUCUAUGAAUUCUUGUGGACGAGGAAGUCAUCGCAGAUCACGCAACACCAGGAAUUCAUGGGAUUGGGAGAAACAAUGUUCUUAGAAGUUCAGCUAGUAUUUUGUUUUCUCUACUCUGUUAGUAACUCCUUCUGUUCUGGUCGUGCCCGGGUAUUGUAUGUAGUACAUAAUAUAGUGUUGGCGAAGUUCUUAUGUUAUUUGUUCAAUUGCCCUGUAAUUUUUUUGUUCACUUCGAGAGCGUUUCCUGUUCGAAUUCCGAACAUGAAUUGUGCCAUCAAGAGGGUUUGUUUUGUUUUGCUAGUCAAUUCGUUGGUAAGGUUCUCAUAAUCCUUUGCGGUCUUUCUUUGUAUUGGAUGGGUCUCUGAAUAUCAAUCAAGGUUAGUAAUGUUUAUGAUUUA